Prunus armeniaca (apricot) is the source of this 2484-nucleotide messenger RNA. Lineage: Eukaryota; Viridiplantae; Streptophyta; Magnoliopsida; Rosales; Rosaceae. The record is from the annotation of a GenBank genome assembly.
AUGAGUCGUUUAUUUAGAACAAAAUCCUGUAAUUCAAGCAGCUCCCAAACCAGUAUAAGCCAACUUCCAGAAAUAGUUAAUGAAGAACAUUUUGAAUAUGAUUCCAGUAGCAAAGAACAAUUAGACUUUAGAGAUUGGAAUAUACCUAAAGUCCCAAGUCAAAAAAUCUAUAAGAAACAUUGGUUGCCUUCUAGUUUUAAUAGCACAACCCAUGUUAAAACAGUUGAACAAGUGUAUGCCUUGAGUAAAGAACAUGAAACCUGUCAGUUGCUUAAUCUCGAGUCUAUUAAGAAACAUAAAACUGAUGGAAACAACUUCCUGCAUAUUGGCCUAGUUCAAGUUGCUGUUAAACCCCUAACCAGAUUAGGGUUAAAAGCCUCUAUUUUCCUUGGUUUACGAGAUGCUAGAUUCACUGAGUUUAGCGACAGUUGCUUAGGAGUCAUUGAGUCCAGUUUGUGUAAUGGCCCAGUUCAUUUCGAUUGCUAUCCAGAUUUUACUGUAAGUCUUAGUGAUCCUCACAUACUAAAGACUUUAACUUUGAAUAUUAAGACUGAAGGUUACAAUGUCCUCCCAGGAACCCAACCUUUAGCCUUAGUCUACAGAAUUUACUAUAAGGUUACAGGCACCAAUAUGAACUUCCAAGCCCUUAAUAAAAGCCCAAAAGACCAAACUGUUCUAAUACAGAGUCACACGCCAGACGCCCGAGUCCAAGUUCCGCAAACCAUUAAGUGGUCAGAAGUUGCCCUGCCAAAAGAAUGGACUUUAGUCACUGAAAGCCAACCAGCUCCCAUACAGCGUAGUCUAAACAAUCUAGACUACAUUCAACAAUAUUUAGACGGCACAGUAAAAAUUAGAUUUGACAAUCAGCCACUAAAGAAGUCUAAUGUCCAGUUGCAACAAUUACCGACCCCUGGUCAAUCCCAGAGGCAUGCCCCUGCUAGGCGCUCUUUUGCAGCCUCAUCUUCCACUUUAGAACGAGACCUAGAGUUAGAAAAAGCCAUGAUUGACUUUAAGCUUGAGUCCCUGAGAAAAUCCUCUCAGGUAAACCAACCUUGUUAUGGCAAGGCACCAGUCCAAGAAGAUAAGUCUGAUUCGCCUGAGUCUCCCACACAGUCUGAUUUCUUAGUUGAUAAUUUUGCAGCAGUUGAUAACCAACUUAGAACCCUUAAUAAGAAAUUUGAAAUUAAUUGGAAACGUUUAAAUUCCCAUCUUAAGUCUCCAGAAAACCAGAAUAGACGAGAUAGUUAUCACCAAGCCUAUCUUGAUAGUGAAAGCCGACAAAAAAUCUUUACUGAAUGGAAAGAUUAUAUGCGGUCAGCCAAAGUUGAAAUUUUCUACCUUGAUUUUAUUGAAAGCCGUUACUUGACUAGUGAAUUAAAAACCCUCACCAAAGAAAAAUGGAAAUUAAUAGACCGAUCAGAAAUUGAAGCUAGUCAUCCCCCAGUUGAAACCAUUGUUAUCAGCCAUAGGAAUACUCUCAUACCUGCCAGUCCCUUCAAAACUUAUGAAAAUGAUGAUGAAAGUAAAAGGAUAAUUGAGCAAAACAAUUAUACCAACCAGAGUCUAAUUGUCAUAGGAAAGCAGUUAGAUACAAUUGAAACAAAAAUCGAUAAGAUAAGUUCCCCAGAAAUUAAGUCCAAAACAAAAGUUGAAAAGCCGAUAGUUCAGUUCCAGGAUCUUCAGUCAAGCCCUAAGCUUAAAAUCAAACCAACGAUGAAGAAAAUUGAAGAAAUGCUAGAACAGUUGACCCCAAGUAAAGCCGAAAAAUCUGGUCUUAAAACACUAGAUUCCUUUGCAAACCCCACUGAGUCUGAUCCUGAGUCAAUAGAUUCCGAAAUUAGUAACAUUUCAAAAAUUGAAAAUGCUUUCAAAAACUUAGAAGUCCAAGUUGAACCCAGAGUCAAAAAAUUAGAAAAACAUAUAAGCCCUACCAGUUUAACUAGAAAUUGGUACCCAAGGCCAACACCCCCAGACAUUCAAUUUGAAGAAAGAAACCUCCAAACCCAGUUCUCGGUUUCCUCGGAUAAAAUGUAUGAAUGGAACAUUGAUGGUCUUUCUGAGCAAGAAAUCUUUAAUAAGCUACAACACAUGUCCAUGGUUGCUAAUAGUUAUAUCACCAAUCACAGUUUCAGACAGUCUGAAAUUGUACCCCUGUUAGUCACUGGAUUUACUGGUACUCUCAGGUAUUGGUGGGAUAAGCACUUAACCCCUGAGUCAAAAAGUUUGAUCAUUCAUGCUGUAAAACUUAAUGAAGACGGCCUCCCUAUAUUUGAUGAGCAAAUAGGUCAAGGUAUAGAAGACGGAGUCAACACUUUGCUUUACACAAUAAUUGAGCAUUUCAUUGGAACCCCUAGUCAUACCACUGCCAGGAUACAUGAUCAGUUGAGCAAUCUUAGAUGCCCUAAGUUAUCUGAUUUCAGAUGGUAUAAAGAUGUCUUCAUUUCUAGAGUUAUGCUUAGAGAUGAUAGUAAUCAACCAUUCUAG